Messenger RNA from Aspergillus terreus NIH2624, 2742 nucleotides. RefSeq names its product putative quinate pathway repressor protein QutR. Lineage: Eukaryota; Fungi; Ascomycota; Eurotiomycetes; Eurotiales; Aspergillaceae. Bases 1 to 2742 code for a protein of 913 amino acids. Gene Ontology annotation, biological process: chorismate biosynthetic process. The transcript has 2 exons. Gene Ontology annotation, molecular function: shikimate 3-dehydrogenase (NADP+) activity; 3-phosphoshikimate 1-carboxyvinyltransferase activity; 3-dehydroquinate dehydratase activity. The record is from RefSeq and is a predicted model, not a curated record.
AUGUCGGUUCUCGUCAGACCGCCAAAACGCAAAUUGGACGAGCUCGAAGGCCUCCAGGACCAACCGAGCCGGCGGCCGUCAUACGGGACUCCCAGCCAUGCUUAUAUUCAAAGUCCCCAUCACUCCUCAGAUUCGCCCUGGGCCACCGAUGUGUCGCGUCCCUCCACAGAUCACUCCGAUAUUCUAGGAGAGGGACGUUUACCUCCGUCACUGCGAGAGUUCAACUCCAACCGGGCCUCCCCCGCGUGUUUCGACGGUCCAUUUCAAGCCCAGAGGAAAUUCGCACCCAAUGCGUCGAUCGUGCUUUUGGGAAUCCGUGGCACCGGAAAGUCCAGUCUGGCCGUCAUACUGGCUGGGACCUCUGGAAGACGGUUGAUUGAUGCCGAUCGUUACUUCCAGCAGGUCACCGGCCGGACGCGUGCGGCCUUCAAGAAAGACUCCAGCUUAUCAGACUAUCGGCAACAAGAGACGAAAGUCAUGGAGUCCAUUUUGAACGAACAUUCAGAAGGCUGUGUCAUCGUGUGUGGACCUGCAUCCACCGAACGCAAUGUCCAGAUGCUUCUACGGGAAUAUGCCAAAACCCACCCGGUCAUCCACAUCAUUCGGGACGCGGACAGUAUACAGUCGUACCUUAAAGCAUGGGACACCGAUAAGGUACGCCGGUUCCUUGAGGCAUCUGGUCCCAUCUACCGUGCGUGUUCCAACCUAGAGUUCUUCAAUGUAUCGGAGAAGGGUGGUGGAGAUGGAAAAGACAGCCAGCAUGGCUCGCACCCAGAACUAGAGCUUGACCAGCGGUUUCAAACAUCGACUCCAUUCCUCACCCUUAAGCGCUUGCAGCGCGACUUCCUCCGGUUCAUCGCCUUUGCAACUGGAGACGCCACUGACCUGAAAAAUCAACAAACAUCAUUUCCCUUGUCCACGCAGCCAAUCGAGUCCCGCACAUUUACUUAUGCAGUCGAUGUACCUAUCUCUUCCCUAUUCGAGCAGGACAUGGAUAUUGAGGACCUGGAAUCCACCGCAGAUGCCUUCCAACUAAAGAUUGAUGUCCAUGACACUGCGUCGUCCCAUUUAGGGAUCGACCCCAACCUUGCCAACCGCAUCAGUGAGGCGGUGGCCACCAUCAGACGAAACAUCGUGGUGCCUUUGAUAUUCCAUGUGGAGAGUAAUGCUGGUCCAGAUGAUUCAAGUCCAUUACACCAUCACCCACCUCGUCGCCCAGAAACCGCGUAUUUGAACCUGGUGCAACAUGGACUUCGCCUGGCGCCGGAUUUCCUGACAGUCGACCUAUCCUAUGAUGACAGCCUCCUGUUACAGGUCAUCAGCUUGAAAGGUUCGAGCAAAGUUAUCGGCCACUAUGCGAACCCGCAACCUUUCCCAGCAGGCUGGGACGAUCCCAAAUAUCUUGCCAUGUACGAACGUGGUCGAAAACUCGGGUGUGACAUGGUGCGGUUGAUCCAACCGGCAGUCACCAUAGAGGACAAUUUCGCCGUACAGCGCUUCCGUCACCAUGUCAAAACUAUCCACGGAACGGAGGUCCCCCUCAUCGCCUACAAUUCCGGGCCUUUGGGCCGGUUGUCCGGCUGUUUCAACCCAAUCAUGACACCGGUCAUUCCCCCGCCACUUAGAUCUGAGGCUCAGGCAAAAGGGUUACCAUCUAUCACACUACGGGAAGCGCAGGAAGCUCUCUACUCAUCAUUCGCGCUCGACCCCAUGCAAUUUUUCGUCUUCGGUGCGAACGUGACGUACAGUUUGUCACCGGCCAUGCAUAACGCGGCGUUUAAAGUCUGUGGCAUGCCGCACGUAUACAGCAUCCACCAGUCACCUUCCCUGCGAGGGCUCAAUGAGCUUGUGGAAAAUCCUUACUUUGGAGGGACCAGUGUCAGUCUGCCAUACAAGACAGAAUCCAUUCCCCUUCUUCAUUCCAUGUCCCCGCAUGCACGAGCAAUUGGCGCAGUCAACACUCUAAUACCCAUUCGCAACUUGGAACAGCAUGCGCUGAACGCUGAGGAUUCGUUGUACAUGGAAAAGAGCCGCGCGGGUCCGAUCAAGGCCCUUCACGGCGACAACACCGACUGGAUCGGCAUCUGCAAUUGCUUCCGGCGAGGCUUGUCUCCAGCAAACGCCAUCCGCCCCUCGUCCACUGGGCUGGUGAUCGGAGCUGGUGGUAUGGCUCGUGCUGCUAUCUACUCGAUGAUCCAUCUUGGUGUGCAAAACAUCUUUGUCUGGAACCGCACUCUGGCCAACUCCGAAAAGCUCGCCCAUCAUUACAACCGACAGAACCUGUAUCCUCCCAGACAAAACGGAUCCGAUUCACGACCCACUGUACACACGCUUAAGUCGCUGCACGACCCUUGGCCUACUAAUUACAAACAACCGACCGUUAUCUGCUCUGGUAUCCCGGCGCACAGCAUUGGGAAUGAACCAGCACCGAACUUUGAGAUACCAAUUCAAUGGUUGGAAAGUCCCACGGGUGGCGUCGUCGUCGAUCUGGCUUACAAACCGCUGAACACCCCAUUGAUGAAGCAAAUCCGUGCCCUUUCCCACCGUGGCUGGGUCGCCCUGGACGGUCUGGAUGUCCUUCCAGAGCAAGGAUUUGCGCAGUUUGAGCUCUUCACUGGUCGUCGUGCUCCGCGGCGGCUGAUGCGGACCAUCGUUCUGGAGGAGUAUAGAGGAGAGGAAGGACAGUACGAUCCGAGUUCUAUUCAGACGCGGCUUGACAACAUGGAUGGACAACCUACGUGA